AUGGCCUCCAGCGGGGUCCCGGUGGGCGCUGCCGGCUCGGCAAACGAAAGCCCCGAAAUUCCGGACAACGUGGGAGAUUGGCUCCGAGGCGUCUACCGCUUUGCCACCGAUAGGAAUGACUUCCGGAGGAACUUGAUCCUCAAUUUGGGACUCUUCGCUGCAGGAGUUUGGCUGGCCAGGAACUUGAGUGACAUUGAUCUCAUGGCACCUCAGCCAGGGGUGUAGCCAAUAGACACACGAAAUUCCUACAUUGUACCCAAACCUUCCAAAACCAGAACCUACAGUCUGUGACCAGCACAAGAUAUGCUCUGAUGGCAACUGAAGUUGAUUCCCAGGGGUCUUUCCUCUUCUCUUCCCUGCAGGAACUGCAUUCUCUGCUUAGCAGCCGGCUUCAGCUGGUGUUGCCUCUGUUCUGUAAAGUUCUGUACAUAGCCUGUGUCUGUAGAGGGCAACCGCUGCUAUGUCCUAAGGAGCACUAACUGUGUUUUAACAAAUAUUUGUAAUAAAGACUCUUCAGGAAGACAGCAUUUUAUUCUUUUAAUAAGAAACUUCUGCUUACAAAACAAGGUUAAAAAGUCAAAAUUUACAAAAAUCAUAAAAACAUGAUUUAUAUUUCACACUCGAGACAGGAACAAGCGCCAAACAUGGAUUGUAAUGGAGGUGGUUUGCCUCAUUUUAAAAGAAAAAAAGAAAUAGACACUGGGACCACCCACAUUACAC
Molecule: messenger RNA, 720 nt
Organism: Fukomys damarensis (Damara mole-rat)
Lineage: Eukaryota; Metazoa; Chordata; Mammalia; Rodentia; Bathyergidae
Gene: Tomm6
Product: translocase of outer mitochondrial membrane 6
Exons: 3
Coding region: 1-225 (74 amino acids)
Cellular component (GO): mitochondrion; mitochondrial outer membrane translocase complex
Source: RefSeq, a predicted model, not a curated record